This is a messenger RNA of Helianthus annuus (common sunflower), 2177 nucleotides long. RefSeq names its product dihydrolipoyl dehydrogenase 2, chloroplastic. NCBI's taxonomy places the organism in Eukaryota, Viridiplantae, Streptophyta, Magnoliopsida, Asterales, Asteraceae. The transcript has 15 exons. Gene Ontology annotation, molecular function: dihydrolipoyl dehydrogenase (NADH) activity; flavin adenine dinucleotide binding. The record is from RefSeq and is a predicted model, not a curated record. The coding region runs from base 187 to 1917 and encodes 576 amino acids. Gene Ontology annotation, cellular component: oxoglutarate dehydrogenase complex; mitochondrion.
AGAGCCCAAAAGAAACUUGCUGAACUCCCCCCAAGCGCUGAGGAAAAUCAGUGACGACCACAGUCCAACAAACAGUCAUUCUCCUUGCCAUUGUUAACUCCGCCCCCUUCCGGCGGACCUCUCGAAGCUCCCAUUGUUAUAUACCACUCAUCUCCACCUUCUCUACAACCUAACCUUUCCUCCAAAAUGCAUUCCGCAAUCUCCCUCUCACUUUCUUCGUCUUCUCCGAUCACCGCCAGAUCCUUCGGCGGAGCCACCUCCAACUCCUCCGCUUCCGACCUCUUCCUUAGAAACACCUCUACUCCUACUCAGCUCCGGUUCUGCGGCCUCAGAAGAGAAGCCUUCACCGGAUGCAAAUCGUCUUCCAAUGCACCUCUGUUGAAACAAUUGCGUCACAAUACGACGAUUUCUGCGUCGUUGAAUGGUAACGGAACUCCAUCUAAAGGUUUUGAUUAUGAUCUCGUUAUUAUUGGAGCUGGUGUUGGUGGUCACGGUGCUGCUCUUCAUGCUGUUGAAAAGGGUCUGAAAACCGCCAUCAUUGAAGGUGAUGUGGUUGGUGGAACGUGUGUUAAUCGCGGUUGUGUUCCUUCCAAAGCGCUUCUUGCUGUUAGUGGCCGCAUGCGGGAGCUUCAGAAUGAACACCAUAUGAAGUCUUUUGGUUUACAGGUUGCAGCUGCUGGGUAUGACAGACAAGGGGUAGCCGAUCAUGCGGAAAAUCUCGCCACCAAAAUUCGAAAUAACUUAACCAAUUCUAUGAAAUCUCUUGGUGUUGACAUCUUGACUGGUGUUGGCACUGUUGUGGGUCCACAAAAGGUUAAAUAUGGAAAGGUUGGGGGCACUGAGACAGUCAUUACAGCAAAAGACAUAAUUAUAGCUACUGGAUCAGUACCAUUUGUUCCCAAGGGAGUUGAAGUUGAUGGUAAGACCGUCAUAACCAGUGAUCAUGCACUAAAACUAGAGACAGUACCAGAGUGGAUAGUUAUUGUUGGAAGUGGUUACAUUGGUCUCGAGUUCAGUGAUGUUUAUACAGCACUUGGAAGUGAGGUGACAUUUGUAGAAGCUUUAGAUCAGUUAAUGCCUGGAUUCGAUCCUGAAAUUGGAAAAUUGGCUCAAAGAGUUCUCAUAAAUCCUCGAAAGAUUGACUAUCAUACUGGUGUAUUCGCAACCAAGAUCACUCCAGCAAAGGAGGGCAAACCUGUAAUAAUCGAGCUUAUUGAUGCAAAGACAAAGGAACCAAAAGAUACAUUGGAGGUAGAUGCUGCUCUCAUUGCAACUGGAAGGGCCCCAUUUACACAAGGGCUCGGUUUAGAGAAUGUCAAUGUAGAAACACAACGUGGUUUUAUUCCCGUUGAUGAACGCAUGCGAGUUAUUGAUUCAAAGGGCGAAUUGGUCCCUCACUUGUAUUGCAUUGGUGAUGCUAAUGGAAAAAUGAUGCUUGCCCAUGCAGCAAGUGCUCAGGGCAUUUCAGUUGUUGAGCAAGUUUCCGGAAAAGACCAUGUUCUAAAUCAUUUGAGUAUCCCAGCUGCAUGUUUUACUCAUCCAGAAAUUAGUAUGGUUGGGUUAACUGAGCCCCAAGCAAGAGAAAAAGCCGAGAAAGAAGGAUUUGAAAUCGGUAUUGCCAAGACUAGCUUUAAGGCUAACACUAAAGCCCUCGCUGAAAAUGAAGGAGAGGGGAUUGCUAAGUUGAUAUAUAGACCAGAUAAUGGAGAGAUCCUCGGUGUUCAUAUAUUUGGCAUGCAUGCUGCAGACCUUAUCCACGAAGCAUCAAAUGCUAUUGCUUUAGGAACACGUAUACAGGACAUCAAGUAUGUUGUUCAUGCCCAUCCAACCCUGUCUGAAGUGAUCGAUGAACUAUUCAAAUCAGCCAAGGUUAAAAAUGAUGUUUCUAGUGCUGUUGCUGAACCAGUUGCAGUCUAAGCUCAUUGAUCUUGUAGACCAUUCCCUAUACGGAAAGCAUAACGCGCAGACUCAUAUUAUGCUGGAGCACAGGAUUAGUUACCUAUCAAGUGAUUGAAUUUCCAAUUUUUUGUUAUCUGAAAAUGCUAAUUUGUGUUAUAUAGAGAACAUGGAAUUUUGGAUUAAGAGAGGUUAAAGAACGAUAAUCAAAUAAACUGAUUUAGCUAGGGAGAAAGUUGUCAUUGUACAUUCAUCUCACUUUCUCGUUUCAAAUUUGAUUA